This is a messenger RNA of Coffea eugenioides, 1733 nucleotides long. RefSeq names its product 3-hydroxyisobutyryl-CoA hydrolase-like protein 1, mitochondrial. The record is from RefSeq and is a predicted model, not a curated record. Bases 129 to 1340 code for a protein of 403 amino acids. The transcript is spliced from 14 exons. Gene Ontology annotation, molecular function: 3-hydroxyisobutyryl-CoA hydrolase activity. NCBI's taxonomy places the organism in Eukaryota, Viridiplantae, Streptophyta, Magnoliopsida, Gentianales, Rubiaceae. Gene Ontology annotation, biological process: L-valine catabolic process.
UUCGGUUACUGACUGACACCGAGCCUGAGCUCAGACUUCCUCUACAGCAACCCGAGAAAGGGCGGAAAGAAUAGCAUCAAGAAUCCAAUCCCUAGGAUACAUUUAUCAGAUUGGAGCUGUACAUAGAGAUGCAACGAGUGAAAUCUGCCUCAUCUGUUUUAAGCCGUUAUACAGCAAAUAAUAAUGGUGGCUUUAUCUCCAGGCUAAAGCGAAGCCUUUCUUCUCUGUCCAACAGUCCCCUCACCGAUGAUCAGGAAAACUUUGUGUUGGUGGAGGGAAAUGGCGCUUCCAGAACUGCAAUUCUCAAUAGACCCUCUGUGCUUAAUGCCCUUAACACUUCAAUUGGGGCUAGGUUACAAAAGCUGUACUCAAGUUGGGAGGAUGAUCCUGAUAUCGGGAUUGUGCAAUUGAAGGGCAGAGGCAGGGCAUUUUGUGCUGGUGGUGAUAUUGUAGCUCUUUAUAAUGUGAUACGCCAAGGGAAUAUUGAACAGGGUAAAGAAUUCUUUUGGACAAUAUACAAUUUCAUUUAUAUGCUCGGUACAUACUUGAAACCACAUGUUGCACUAUUACAUGGAAUUACUAUGGGUGGUGGAGCUGGAGUCUCAAUUCCUGGAACAUUCCGAGUCGCAACUGAUAAAACUGUUUUUGCUACACCUGAAACAUUAAUUGGUUUCCACCCGGAUGCUGGAGCAUCUUUUUACCUCUCACAUCUGCCUGGUUAUUUAGGAGAGUACUUGGCCCUCACUGGAGACAAACUCAAUGGAGUGGAAAUGCUAUCCUGUGGGCUUGCUACACACUAUUCACUAGCUGCUAAGCUUCCUUUAAUUGAGGAACAACUUGGAAGCUUGACUACUGAUGAUCCGUCUGUCAUCGAAGGUUCUCUGCAAAACUUUGGAGACCUUGUCCACCCAGAUUCAACAAGUGUGGUUCACUGGAUUGAAACACUUGAUAAAUGCUUCAGCCAUGACACAGUUGAGGAAAUUAUUGAUGCUUUGGAAAGUGAGGCUAGUAGAACAAAAGAUAUGUGGUCUACUUCAACAUUGAAGAAACUCAAAGAUACCUCACCAUUGAGCUUGAAAGUUUCCUUGAGAUCCAUACGAGAAGGUAGAUUUCAAACUCUUGAUCAGUGCCUAAUUCGUGAGUACAGAAUGUCCCUACAAGGGAUCUCUGGAAAGAUUACCAGUGACUUUUGUGAGGGAGUUCGAGCACGAUUAGUGGAUAAAGAUUCUAUGCCAAAGUUUACACUUGAUAUUUCGCGAUGCACAGUGGAACCCGCCAAGCUUGGAGCUAGUGACUGCAGACAUGGUAGACGAGUACUUUUCACCCGUUACUGCUCUUGAGCCUGAUCUGGAGCUUCCAACAAAGCUGAGAGAAGCUUUUCUAUAAUUCUUGGCAGAAUGUACUUAUGAACUUGCCUUUUCCUUAGCCCUGGGCGCAUUUUUUGAGGAGAAGCAAGCAAUUUUUGGCGAGGCUGUUGGCUGUAGAUCCUGGAUGGUGAGGCGAGUUUCAUUUUGCCUAAACCUAGGUGUUUAUAUCUUAUGAUUAACCUUGAUUCCGAAAAUUUAGAAUUGUAAAUGAUGGAGGAGGCAAGCAUGAAACAUUUUGCCCUUCGUAGAUAGUUGAAGCCAUCCAUAUGCCUCAAAUACAUUUCUUGAACAUAAAAGAAUGUACUUUGGCUCUUGUAAUCUGAACUAUUAUUAGGUUUCUUGUCUACAAGAUCAUAUUUUUCUUCA